Molecule: messenger RNA, 1889 nt
Organism: Eremomyces bilateralis CBS 781.70
Lineage: Eukaryota; Fungi; Ascomycota; Dothideomycetes; Eremomycetales; Eremomycetaceae
Product: FAD-binding domain-containing protein
Exons: 4
Coding region: 86-1717 (543 amino acids)
Molecular function (GO): oxidoreductase activity; FAD binding
Source: RefSeq, a predicted model, not a curated record
AUAUCAGCUUUUCCUUCUAGACUUCGGUUCGAACAUCAUUAGGCAGGUCCUAUUUUGUAGCGCUUGCGACACAUUCUUUGCCAAUAUGACGCCUUCUAAGGGUCGCUUUUCUUUUCUCUUACCACUUACGUGCUUGAUUGGCUCCGUGGCUGCGGCGCCACUGGAAGAGUUCGUGACCAGACAGAGUAACCUGCUGGCCUGUGUUCGCUCUGUUUUUGGAAACACUUCAGAUGCUCGAAUAGUCGGACCCACGGAUCCUACCUUUACAGAUGCGAGACUCGGCGAGAAGAUCCAAUUCGAUGAAUUCCCCUCGUUGAUUGUUUUCGCCGAAGAUGUUUCCGAGGUCCCUGCUCUUGUCAAUUGCGCUCAGAAAUCAGGAAUUCGUGCCGUUCCCCGGACCGGCGGUCACCACUUUGAAGCCUACUCCACGUUGACAGAUACAAUGACUAUUGACAUCAGUCACAUUAACUACGUACAAGUUUCCGAAGAUCGAAACACUGCCGUUGUCGGAGCCGGAAUUCGACUCGGUGCGCUUUAUAACGUCCUCUGGAAACACGAAAGGUCGUUCAAUGGCGGCAUUUGUCCAACAGUCGGUCUAUCCGGCUUCUUGUCUAGUGGAGGAUUCAGCAAUCAAAUGCGCGACAUGGGACUCGGGAUCGACUACAUUCAAUCCGCCAAGGUUGUCCUUGCAAAUGGCCAGCUUGUCACCGCUUCAGCUUCCGAAAACCCGGACCUGUUCUGGGCAGUCAAGGGCGGCGGUGGCGGUACGUAUGGAAUUGUUGUGGAGUACGUCCUGGAGGUCCUGGAGUAUCCGCGAUCUAGCAUGGUUCUGAUCAACUGGAACGAGACCGAUACCAAUACGGUUCGCUAUGAUGUUGCGAAGCGAUUCCUGGAUUGGGCACCAAGGCAAGAUCGCCGAUUCACUUCCCAGGUCAACGUCUAUGGCACAACUGUCCAGGUCGUUGGGCAGUUCCUCAAUGCCACUGGCGAGGAACUGACCGCGCUGAUCAAUGAUUCGGGACUCCUCACCAUCGGGAAACCAGAGCCGAUUAUUGACGGUGGCUGCAAUCAACUCAAUUCCCGUCUCUUCGGAUAUACCACGUUCGACUGCCAAGCUGAUAACGAGGUCGACCCUCUCAUUACCAACGUGGUUCCUCAAGCCUUCGAACCAGUCGGCAACUACCCUCGGUUCGGGUAUAAUGAUGUUCCAGCGGACCCUGCUGCUCCAGUGGCUCCAGCCUGGCCACGCUUCUGGCGUAUUGCCAAGUCAUUCAUCGUCCAAAAGGACAACCUCCUUCCAGAUGACGCACUGAGGAAUGUCAUUGACCGGAUUGCUCAGCUCCCGCCGGAAGCUAGCGCUUGGGGAGAGUGGCAUGCGUGGAACUUGUCCUCCACGGCAGAUGGAAGCGAUGCCUUCGCCUGGAGAGAUCAAGCAUAUGCCCAUCUCGAGUUCCAGAUCCGUGGCUCCGACGAUAUGGACGUACAGAACGGAUAUCAUGACUGGAUGGCUGAUUUGGAAGGCUACCUCCGGCCUAUAGUUGGUCCGGCUUCAUACACUGGCUACGCCGACUCCAAGAUCUCAGUGAAUCCAUUGGAAUCCUACUUCGGCAACAACGUUUGCAAGCUCAUUAAUGUCAAGAACCAAUAUGAUCCAGGCAACUUCUUCCAAAAUCCGGCUAGCAUUCCAGUGCGUGCGGAGAAUGGGUUGACGUGCUAGAUGUCUCGGGAAGCAUUGCAUGGCGUUGGUUAGUGGUUGAGUUGGCAUAGACGCAUAUUUCCUUGCAUAUUUCCUGUACCGAUGUACAUUACGUUUUUUGUAUAUUCAAAACCAUCCAAUCACAGUAGGAUUCUACUAGUGUCACGAAUAUCCACUGCACGAAUAAAUUCCG